Geodia barretti is the source of this 1261-nucleotide messenger RNA. Lineage: Eukaryota; Metazoa; Porifera; Demospongiae; Tetractinellida; Geodiidae. The record is from the annotation of a GenBank genome assembly.
CAUGCGCCGGCUCUUCUACAAAAGCGAGAAGGAGCGAGACUGAGCAAUCCGCUUCACCUUAGAUGCUACUAUUUCUCACUGCAUGUCGUCGCUUAGCUCAACGGUCAUGGCAUCAUCGGAGCAUACUAUCGCCCGCAGCGCCAAGCACCAGCGGACAGUGGAGGCGUUCGACGCAGCGUCCUCCCCGCACCCAAUUGUCGUAGGACACAUGUGCAAACAGGACAAGAGCGGCCACAGCUUCAGCAAGAGGUAUUUCGCACUCUAUGAAGGCGGUCUGUUGGUGUACUACACGCACAAACGAGAGUUUGAGGACGAUGUGAAGAAACGCAAAGGAAUGCCCCUACACUGUACACUGGUAAAGCUGGAUGGACUGUAUCUAACAAGACCCAAGGCUUUGUUCCGUGGGAUCAGGCACAGUUUCACUCUGCACACUCCAGAGAGCUCCAACCAUAGACAGGAAUUCAUCCUCGUGUGUCAGACCAAGAAAGACAUGAGGAUCUGGGUAGAGCAGCUACAAUCACAGAACACAAGUCUGACGCAGAGCGUGAUACCGCACAAGACUCCGUGCUACAUUCAGAGGAUGAGGCUACAGCACACUUCCUUACAGUCCGUGCUCUCUGUUGACAACAUGGACUCUGCCUGGCUCAGCACGGGGAGCUACAACCCUGGCGAUGUCGCCCUCAUAUUCAAUGCUGACAGUCCUUCCAUCCUCUCCACAGACUCCAACCAUUCUGAAGAAUUGACUGAGAUCUAAUUUGUGUCUCUCAUUGUCUGUCCAAAGAUUAUAAUAUGUAAAAUUUUCCACUCAUUCUUGUUAUACUGAAAUGAGAUUGCCUGCAUCAGUUGAUACAAAAAACAUAAACAGCAUUGCAGCGGUAUAUAAAAUGUAUAAGGUUCAGUUGUUGUCCUCUUCCGUGUCACUGGGCCCUUCUCUGAUGCUGAGUUGUCGAAUAUCGAGAUAGUCCACUGACAUUGACGCACAUGAAUCGCUGGAGGCCACUUUCUGAAUAUCGUGACGCGGGGAGCCGGGACGAGCUGGAUGAUCAGUCACCAGCAUGCUCGGGUGUGUUACUACGUGGUGAUGUUGGACACCGUUGCUGGAGGUGCUGCUACUGCUGUCAGAUCUGCGAGGGAUCUGUGGGGUGUCUGGAUGGAUAUGUAGAGAGUGGUCCUCCGAUGACAGCAAGGCUGGAUUCUGCUCUUGGAGGGCCUCGAUCCAGUGCUUGCGCUCUUCCCUGCUUUCAGUGACAAGAAGGAAGUC